UCUAAUAGGAAAUAAAAUUGAUCUGUGUUCGAUACAUCGACGUGUGGAGAAUUUAGACAGUAUGAUGAUGACAAACCUACCCCCUGUUAUGCUGCCACCCAUUACGGACUACGGGAUGCUGACGCCUACCCUCGGAAUAAAGGUAAGAAUUCCAGACCUUUCGAAUUUUCGUCCGUUUCCUACAGCACCGUUUCCGGUGGUGAGUGUCCAGGAAUUCCAGUACGCACGCGGGACGGGCGCGUCCCUGACGAUGAGGGGUAGCGACGAGCUUCUGUCGCAAAGUGGGGCAGUCAGCAAUGGUGCUUCAAUGAGUCCGCAACCUCAUCACGCGGCCGACAACAACAAUGACGCCAAGAAGGUUAAGCUCGACAAGAGUCACAGCGGCAAACCUUCCAGAGUCAUUCAUAUCAGGAACAUACCUAACGAGGUGUCAGAGGCCGAAAUCAUCCAUCUGGGUCUGCCCUUCGGCCGCGUCACCAAUGUCCUCGUUCUCAAGGGCAAGAAUCAAGCAUUUCUGGAAAUGGCGGACGAGAAUGCUGCAGCGACCAUGGUGACCUAUUACGCUUCCGGCAUAGCCCAGCUCAGAGGCAGAGCGGUCUACGUGCAGUUCAGCAAUCACCGUGAACUCAAGACGGAUCAAACGCAUUCUAACAACGCGGUCAGUAGCCCAACAAAUGAUGUCGCCAACACUUCUGAGAACUCGAAUAACCAGGUUGCGAUUCCUGGACAAAAUCAGGUAACCAGUGCCGGCGAGACCCAGGGCGGACCCAACACGGUACUUCGAGUCAUCGUGGAGCACAUGCUUUAUCCGAUCACCCUCGACAUACUUUAUCAGAUUUUCACGCGCUUCGGCAAAGUUCUGAAGAUCGUCACCUUCACAAAGAACAGUUCGUUCCAGGCACUAAUACAAUACGCGGAUAUGCUGUCGGCGCAGACUGCUAAAUUCUCGCUCGACGGACAGAAUGUCUACAUCCUGAACGUCAAGUACAACAACGACAAGUCCCGGGAUUAUACCAAUCCGAAUCUACCGACCGGCGAUGCCAACCUGGACGCCGCAUCGCUCGCCCUUGGCGGCGAAUUGCUACCCCAGUUGCUGAUGGGCGCCGGUUCCCAGCCACGUGCCAGAAUACCCGUGAUAAUAACAUCAUCUGAACUUCCUGAAGUAGAGUCCAUUGCAGGGGCACCGGGUGUGCUGCCCACGCCCUUCGCGGCCAUGCACGGCCUCCCGUCGCCCUUGGCCGGUCCCUACAACGGCGUGCCUCCGGCCGGGGGGCUCGCGGGCCUUGGUGGAUUCCCUCUCGGCGCCGCUGGUUUGGGGGUACGGGUGCAGGGAAGCGCCCAGGCAUCGGCCGUGUUGCUCGUCAGCAAUCUCAACGAGGAGAUGGUCACGCCUGACGCUCUCUUUACCCUGUUUGGCGUUUACGGGGAUGUACAGCGUGUGAAGAUCCUCUACAACAAGAAGGACUCGGCACUAAUACAGAUGGCCGAACCUCAUCAGGCGCUUUUAGCGCUGACCCAUAUGGACAAGUUAAGAGUGUUUGGGAAGCAAAUCAAAGUAAUGCUUAGUAAGCACCAAACGGUCCAAUUGCCAAAAGAAGGUCAGCCGGACGCGGGCCUCACGAAGGAUUACACUAACAGUACCCUUCAUCGAUUCAAGAAACCCGGCUCGAAAAAUUAUCAGAACAUCUAUCCGCCGAGCGCAACUCUGCAUUUAUCAAACAUUCCGGCUACGGUAGCUGAGGAAGAGAUCAAGGACGCUUUUACCAAGAACGGCUUCACCGUGAAAGCCUUCAAAUUCUUCCCAAAGGACAGGAAGAUGGCUCUCAUACAGAUGCCUAACAUGGACGAUGCCGUGGCUGCGCUGAUCAAAAUGCACAACUACCAGCUUAGCGAGUCCAAUCACCUCAGGGUGUCAUUUUCCAAGAGCAACAUCUAACAAGAAUCGCCACCGCACGAGCAGCAGUGGUACCAGUCCUACGCCCUAGUUCCCCUUUGGUCACCCGCCUCGGUCUACGACUGAUGGUCCGGCAGUUGGUUUCGCACAGGUGCUUGUCCGUUCCUGCGACGCUAUUAUCGGCCGGCUGUAUUGCACGCGAGACCCAUACGAGAUUGCGCGUUUGGACUCCAGAGCAGCACAAGCGGACAGGCGCUGUUUCGUUCGAGCGAGCUUAGGAUGCUUUCGAGGCCUUGCUCUCUGUUGUUGGACGUCUUUAUGGCACAAACGUGUUUCCGCAUCCGGUCGAUUUUGUCGAUACGAGGGUUGCUAGGGUGUUUCGAGAUGUACCAGAGCUGCAAGCGCUGAAGCUAAAUGACGAAGAGACAAAUUCGCGACGGCCUUCUCGAAGGUAGUUUCCGGUGCUGGCUUUCGAACGCGUUAACGCGACAAUUUCGUAAUUUUAGAAACAGAUGAGAGAUUUUUAAUGGUGAGAAACAGUGGAGAGGAAAGAUAAGGAGAAAGAAAGAGAUCGCGAUCGAUUGAUCGAUUAUUCUCUCUCGUGAAAGCCAGGACCGUUGUGCGAAGAGGAAAACACAAAAGAGAGAGAGAGAGAGAGAGGCAGUUGAGACGAAGAGUCUGGCAGCCGGGCGUAGAGAAAGCACGCAUAAGAGAGGAAAGAGAGAUUAGGAUUAGACGGGAGCGAGGAAGCGGCAUAGUUUGACGGACACAAUUCCUCGACUCUUAUACAGAGUUUACGUUAGGAAAAAUAAGAUAUAUAUUAUUGUACAUGUAAAAUUCACAAUUGCGCGGCCCGGACCGCUACUCUAAUUAUCAUUAAGGAUUUUUCAAAAUUGCGUGGACACAAAGGGCGACCGUCUCGCGACAAGCGGACGCGCGCGCGUUCGCGCGACGGCUUCCGUAUAUCGCAGGGUCUUUGGAAGCGGGUUUUCGAUCGUCGAUGUAUUAUUUCGACGAGCGGAUACGAGAAAGAAUCGAGGAGAGAGAAAGAAAAAAUAAUAGAGAGUGUAGGUAUCCGACGAUCGUCGCGUUCGUCGUGCGAUCACGUGCGCGACGCGGCGGCCGAUAAACCAAGUAGCGUUUCCCCGCGAGACAAUCUUCAUUCUUCGGACGACCAAACAAACCGCGCGAUCGAGCGUACUUCCUCGUGGCUUCCGUUCCGUUCGAGAACGAGACAAUAUGAUCGCUGAUGCUGCGAGAAGUAUCGAGUACAACGGAAACUGCAUAUUUCGAUCGAUCGAGCGUCUAAGUAAAAAAAUGGCCAAUGUCAUGUCGGGACCCUUUGCAUGCUUUCACAAAGUACUCUACUAUUCCGCCAACAAACCGAUUAUCCUCGUCGACUUUACGUCACGGGAUUAUGAUAUGGAGAAGAGAGGAUAGCUGGAAGCGCCAAAUUGGUCCGCCUUCAAAAUUCUUGCGGAUUUAUUUCCACACUGAUGAUUUAUCAACACGAUUAGUCAAUCCGUUCGUAAAUACGAAGUAAUUAUUUUUUAAAGUUAUUACGUGCUGAGAGCUACUCUCUAUUCGGAGGACUCCGAACGUAUCACCGGCUCGCUCGAUCUACUUACGUUUUAUGCUUCUUCGAGGGCGAGUCUCUCGCUCUCGAGGAUACCUCCAGUAUUCUCGACUAUCCGGCGGAGUCGAACGCUUCUUAGAAGAGAUCGAGCGGAGCCCGAUCGCUCGAUGAGUCUCCCCCCGCUCUGGAACCCACGCGGCGCGACCGCGUGCGUCGUCGCACAGUCGUCGCAAGUGGCAUUUUUAUAAUUUGUACGUUUCAGUUUCGAAAUAAGUAUUAUCGCACGCGCGCACACACUCACACAUACAUACACACACAUGUAUCUGCCUCUUUACGAUAUCGUACAAUUAUAAUUAUGCAAUUAGACAUACAAUAUACACAAUCAUGUACGCGUCGCGCGCGAGAUAAAUGUUAUCGACCGCCCUCUAAUUUAUGUAUACAACACAAACACGCAGCGUAUAAAUAGUAAAUAUGCGCAGAUUUCUUAGUUACAGUAGAUGCUUAGGCAUGUGUUAGGAUCUUAAUCGUAUAGUAAGCGACUAGAUAAGUAAUUGAUUAGGAGAGGAAGGAGUGAACCGUUGAACAUAUCGCUAAUUAAAAGAUUUGCAACGUGCGGAGCGCGCGCGGGGAGUUCGUACCAUUUGUAGCAGAUCGGCGGGUACGGCUCGGGACGCCUCGAGGAUGAUUCACGACGAUGGACGAUAUCCGCCCGAAGAGAGAGCAGAUGAUUCUCUUUUUUCGUGCCAAGGAUAAGUCUAUUGCGCGACGAGCCUCGAUCCAUAUCCCAUUGAGAGUUCCUGAUAUUGAAGCAUUCCUUGAGUAAAUCGACGGUUGUGAGAGGAUGUGCACCGUGAAAAUAAGCGAAUAUCUCCAAGAAAUAUCAAACUAUGUGUGCAAUUUACGCGAAGGAUAAUACUUGAGGAGGCAAGUCAUUUGCCGACUACGCGAAUACGUUUGCACCGUUGGCUUCUUGUACGACGGAUCAACGAAGAUGCACACACAUAGAUACGAGAGGAAAACAAAAGGUAACAAGUUAGAAUUGUAGAAACGUAUUUACGGCGACUUUAUAGAGGCGUGCAAAGCCGUAAAAACCGAUCGGGGGAACUCCUCGAGGAACUUAAAAAGUGUUCUCGACGGAAAGCCGUGCGAGGCGGAAUUUCGCCAAAAAUCCUCGAUGUCGUUUCUAUCAAGGAUCGAGAAUCGCUCACCAAAAGGGACGUACCACGCGCGCAUUCCGGCGAAGCUCGCGGAUUUUUGUCUAAUCGACGUUUUGUUGAAGUCAAUUAAAUUUUACUGAUAUAACUGAUAACUGAAUGUAGAGAGAAGUAGAGAGAGAGAAAGCGAAAGAGCGCGUGUUGGAAGGGGAUUGUUGUGCGGAGGAGUAAGUGAACGAGAGAAAGGAUGAGAGAAAGAGAGAGUAUGUG
Formica exsecta is the source of this 4894-nucleotide messenger RNA. It is a transcript of the gene heph, whose product is annotated as polypyrimidine tract-binding protein 1. The record is from RefSeq and is a predicted model, not a curated record. Gene Ontology annotation, cellular component: nucleus. Gene Ontology annotation, molecular function: mRNA binding. NCBI's taxonomy places the organism in Eukaryota, Metazoa, Arthropoda, Insecta, Hymenoptera, Formicidae. Gene Ontology annotation, biological process: regulation of RNA splicing; mRNA processing.